GUGUGUGCCGGGUCGGGCGGCGGGUGCUGGCUGCCGGGGCCGUGCCGGGCGGUUUGUGCCGGGCGGGGCGGUGCCGGCCGGGGCGGUCCGUGCAAGAGGAAGCGCUGCCGGCGGCAGAAGCGGCCCCGGAGCGGCCGGAGCCGCGCGGUCGGAGUUGGGCAACGUCAGCCAGGCCCCAUGUGCUGACAGCAAGCAGGGACAUGGAUCGUGGGGUCAGCCUGGAGAACCCCUAUGCCAGCGUCAACAUCCCCCGGGAACAGUUCCAGCAAAGCUUCAUCACUCGCUACCUGAAGGAUGAGCCCAUUGUCAUCGCCAACCCUGCAGCUGUGCCCACCUACACAGAGGAGAAGGAGGAUCCCGCUGGCAGCUGGAACAGCCCAACCAUUUCCACGGAGAAGUCCUGGUCCCGUCCCUACAACCCCUAUGCCAGCCUGAGGAUGCCCAACAGGGAAUCGUCCAACUCCUUCUACACUGUCACUCUGGACAAGUCACCCAAGAGCCAGGAGCUGGAGGGCAGUGGGGGAUGUGAGUCCUGCAGGUGCUGCUCCCGCUGUAGGAAGUGCUGCUGUGUCAUCUCCUAAGGGCCCUCGUGGGACGUGCUGACCAUGGGAUGGGGACACGGCACCUGGCAGAGCCGGCACCCGGGAGCAGGCACUGGCUGGACUCUGCUGUUGCCUUUCACCACGAGCUCUGCAGCCAGAUAGGCCUGUAAUUGGCACCUGCCAGCUGCAGAGAGCCCAGUGUGGGGUGUGGGGGAGAAGGGCAGGUCCCCUCUGCCCCACUGAAGCCCAGGAUCCUUAAGGGUGGUGUGUGCCCAUUCAGAUGCCACCAAGAAGAUCCUGUAAUGGGGUUGGAGCAGCACUUUGACCCUGUGAGCCCAUGCACUGACUCUGCCCCUCUGCCCUUGCUGGGGAAUCUCUAGCUCUGGGGACAGUGCAGGCACUGCUGGCUUGCCAGAGGAUGGUUUUGGGUGAUAGCAGCCCUGUGUGUGUGGCAAAGGAGGGCAUUGUCAUGGUCAUCCUCCUUGAGGGAAGCCAGGGACAUGUCUCCAGCCAGGAUUGGGAUCCACAUCCCCAGAACUGAGGGUUCCCCCCACCCACAGCACUGUGGGGAUGGGGCAGCCCCGGUGCCAAGCUCCGCUGUGUACUUCUCCCGCCUGCCACACUGCCUGUGGGACAGAGGAAAGGAGAUGGGAAGGACAAAGUGUGGCAGGGUGCUGGGCAGCGGCCCCAUGGCACAGCAUGGCUGUGGGUGUUAACAUCCCAGUGCCAGGAGAACCCUGGCCUCUUUUGGUUCCUCCUGCC
This is a messenger RNA of Neopsephotus bourkii (Bourke's parrot), 1304 nucleotides long. Its product is annotated as cysteine-rich tail protein 1-like. Bases 201 to 581 code for a protein of 126 amino acids. Lineage: Eukaryota; Metazoa; Chordata; Aves; Psittaciformes; Psittacidae. The record is from RefSeq and is a predicted model, not a curated record. The transcript has 3 exons.